CGGCGGAAUGUAUCACGGUUCUUAAGCCAGCGAGUUCUUCUUUCCAGCCGUCAGUCGUUCACUGAUGCCCGCUAGACAACUAGACAACUGGUACGAAAGCUUGACCGUUUACCAAACGAUGGGCGUCGGAACGGAUGUACAUGAACCAAGGGGGUGUAGUGCAGAGUUGUCGCGUUAAAUUGAAACGGGCUGCAAAGUGUCAGUCACAUGUCGUUGCAUCUUUCAACCGAAGUGAAGUCUGUGUUGGUGCGGCGGCGUGUGUACGUGGAUAGUGAUGCUAUGUUCCGCGUUAAGAUAAAAGUCAAAACGGCAAGAUGAAUGUUUUUGGUGGUCUGCUGCAGGUCCUUGACCAGCGAGAGUCGGCUCGUUAAAUGUAGGGCGUAAGAUCCUGUCUUUGUUGAAGAAACAACGGUUGUUGCAAAGUUCGCCGACGAAGACUCUGGUGCAAACGGGACAGUGUUGUUGUGUGUCUGUUUUAUCUUUUAUCUGUCGAUGUAAUUUGUUACUCAACUGCACUACGCAAAGCGCGACGUACGUGCCCGUGUACACUGAUACGUGUUUUCGAUCCCGUGCCAUCGCCGUGUUAUCUGUUCGGUGCGUAAAGGGAACGCUGUUUCGUUUCACGCUUGGAAGCAAAAGCUGCAAUUGUGUGUGAUUAAUCUCGCAGCAUUGCUGUCAAGUGCAGACAGGAAGGAAACGGUUCGAAAACAUUUUCCGAUCACUGCAGGAAAAGAAAGUUACCAACCCCAUGUACUGCUGAAGCAAACGCGUGGUGUUUGUCUACGUGAACGUCAGUGUUGUGCUUAAGGAUUCUUCCCAUCGUACACAUCGCGAAGGGUUGGCUUACUGUUGCGCCUUAUCGCAGCGGACCCAUGCGGUGGAAAAUAACGUGUUCCAUCAAUUGAACAGAUUGUUUAACAAUCACCGUGAACAAGCGCCUUGAAGUUCGUGAAACACCAGGCGCCUCCAUGCAUGGGGGAUCGAUAGAGUGUUGUUAUUGGAAGACCAUGCGCCUCCAUCCGGCAGAUGAAGCGUAGUGAUUGUUAUUGGAGUUGGCUGAAAAAGUAAAAAACCUCGUGCCACAAUUUGUGGUGGUGAUAAUGUAGUGGUGUAUGGUUUUCAAUUUUCAAAAUAUUCAAUUUCAUUCUUGAUGUCGUUCGAUGUGUAUUAAUAAUCGUGACAGUGCAUGUAGUUGUUGAACAGGCUGAAUGUUUCGUGGUUUCCAGCACAAGAACGCGUCAGGAAUAAAUGAGAAUACAUCAUUCAUUAGAUGCGUUUGCAUUUAAGCCAACAGUGGAAAUACAGUGUAGAGUGUGGAAAAUCGAAAUCGAAAUUUGUGAAUAGCCCAAGUCUCUGGCGCUGGGCAAAUGUUUAGCCAAUAAGCCGUCCGCCCCGAUAUGCGGAGAUAUCGAAAAGGAGCUCUUCCGUUGCAGUAAUUAAAAUUAGAGCGUAAGGAGCGUGCCCUGGAUGAGGAUUAUUGUGAGGAACGGAACGAAAGGACCUUGAAAAAAAAUCCCAUCCGUCCGGCAACUGCUGCUGCAGAGAAGUGGUGGGAUAGCUGUGACCAAAACACUCCCAUAGGACAUCAUUAGAAGCGGCAUAAACGGUGGCGUAACUAUUGCCAUCCGUUCACUCCCGAACGCAAAACCCGCACAGGAACGAAAGAGAGGACAGUACGGUGACGGUGAACUUGUGAGCAAGUGGUGGUGAAUAUGUUGCCAGAAAGAUGAGCAUAAAGGCAAAAGCAUAAGCAUCCGUGGUGAGUUUGUUCGGUUCGGGUAAGUUCGGGAACUGUUCGGUUCUGCAGACGCGUCCACACGCGAGUGCCGAUCGGCUUGCGUACACGGCGUGGCCAGCAUAUCGAUGAGAACGGCGAGCAUAACCGCGUGAGCAUGGCCAACAACACAUCUUGUUAGUACAAACUGAGCAAGCAACGCGUGCGGACGUUCGAGUGCGGCCGCUUCCAACACACGUGCCCAAACACGGCAUAAAGGAAUCAAUAGCGAAACAUUAGGCCCUGCAAGUAGUGAGUGUGUGCGGCGUGAAUUGAAACGAAUUGUACGCAGAUUGACGUGCACACAGUGAAGUUUAACGGCAUUAUCAAGUUCUACAGCAAGGCAAGUGAGUGCAAGCGUGCGAGGCCUCUUAAGGAUGUAAAUAGAGUUUUGAACAAGAAGUGCUUGUUGUGUGAAUGUGUGUUUUGUGCUCGACGUAUGCGAAAGGGCGCGUUGUUAUGAAUUUUAAGUUUUCCCCGACGAGUGCUCGUUGACGAUGGUUAGCGUUUCGGAGUGCGUUUAUGUUACCACGAUUUAAUAGAGCCGGGAGAAAUUGUUGUUGUUUCGUGCUAGCUUACCCAUCGCCUGAUACGAAUUCCCUGCGAAAGGCUGCAGUGAGCUAAGUGAGCUAAAUUCAGCGCCCGAAUGUUGUGCCCAGCAGUGAGUGUCCGGAAAAGUCCUUACGCGGAUCAGUAGUUACGAAGGGAAAGCGCCAACGGGGUGGAUAGGAAAAUUGCGUUUUUAUGUGUAGGAAAGUAAGUGGCAGUCUGUGCGAGCGUUGUAUUGCGUGACGACUGGCAGCAACGAACGCCACAGCAUGAGUCGUUGUGAGCUACUGUUGCCGGCCCUGCUGCUGCUGGUGUCGGUGCAGGUGAACUACAGUUUGCAGUACGAUUCGGCUGAAUCUUCCCGGUACUAUCAUCCGACGGGGGCCGGGAGCGAAUCCGGCAGCAAUCUGCGCUACGAUGCGCCCGACGACUGCAAGUACCGCAUCCUGCCCGGCAACGAGGUCGACCUGGCGUGCAAUCUGCGCACGGUGAACAGUGAAUUUGACAACACGAACUUCAGUGUGAUUCCGGCCGAACAUACGGCCGCCCUCUCCAUCCUCUGCAAUGAAGCGAUCAUGGCGCGGAGCAAGCUGCUGCCCAACUCGUUUGUGCACCUGGUGCGGCUAAAGGCGCUGUCGCUGGAGUUCUGCAAGAUCGCCAAGUUUUCCAGCACGGUACUGGCUGGCUUGGGCGAUUUGCGCAACUUUACCCUGCGUACGCACAACAUCGCAUGGCCCGAGCUGAAUCUCGAGAUCGAGCCGGACGCGUUCGGGUAUACGCGCAAUCUGGAGGUGCUCGAUCUGAGCACGAACAACAUUUGGUCGCUUCCGGAUCACUUGUUUUGCUCGCUUACCGGUCUGCGGUCGCUCAACAUCAGCUCAAACCGACUGCAGGACGUUAACGAUCUAGGGUUCCGUGAGAAAGGUGUAAAGGACGAGCUGGAAGCUUCGGAAGGCCACAAAUCGAACAGUUCCGGAUCGGUCGCACCACCGGUGAGCUGUGCGCUGGAUCUAGAAGAUCUGGAUGUAUCGAAAAACCAUUUCGUGCUGCUGCCGGCCGCCGGUUUCGGCAUGCUGAAGCGGCUAAAGAUGCUGAAAAUUCAUGACAAUGAGAUCUCGAUGGUAGGGGAUAAGGCGCUGAGCGGGCUGAAGGAGCUGCAGAUCCUUGAUUUGAGUUCGAACAAGCUGGUCGCGUUGCCCACCGAUCUGUUCCGUGAUCCUGCCCAGUCCAUUCAGGAGAUUUACCUGCAGAACAAUUCGAUCAGCGUACUUUCGCCGGGUUUGUUCUCCAAGCUGGAGCAGCUGCAAGCGCUGGAUCUGUCGCAGAAUCAGCUGACGUCGGCGUGGGUUAACCGGGAAACGUUUGGGGGUCUCAUUCGCCUGGUGCUACUCAACUUGGCCAGCAACAAGAUAACGAAGCUUGAGUCGGAAAUCUUUUCCGACCUGUAUACGUUGCAGAUUUUGAACUUGCGCCAUAAUCAGUUGGAAAUCAUAGCAGCGGAUACCUUUUCCCCGAUGAAUAAUCUUCACACACUGCUUCUGUCGCACAACAAGCUCAAGUAUUUGGAUGCAUAUUCGUUGAACGGGCUAUACGCGCUGUCCCUGCUGUCUCUAGACAACAACGCCCUGACCGGCGUACAUCCAGAAGCAUUCCGUAACUGCAGCUCACUGCAAGAUCUCAAUCUGAACGGGAACGAGCUCACACAGGUCCCGCUCGCCCUGAAAGACAUGCGCCUGCUGAGAACUGUCGACCUGGGCGAGAAUUCCAUCAGUAUUAUCGAAGAGCCGGGUUUCCGGGGCAUGAACAAUCUGUACGGGCUCAGGCUGAUAAGCAACAACAUCGAAAACAUUACCCGGAAAGCAUUCAAAGAUCUGCCCAGCCUGCAGAUCCUAAACGUGGCACGUAACAAAAUCUCGUACAUUGAGAAGGGUGCAUUCGAACCGGCGGUCAGUGUGCAAGCGAUCAGGCUCGACGGUAACCUGCUGACCGAUAUCGACGGUCUCUUCACCAGCAUGCCAAAUCUGGUGUGGCUCAACAUUUCCGACAACAAACUGGAGCACUUUGAUUACUCUCAAAUUCCUCCCCACCUGCAGUGGUUGGAUCUGCACCGGAACGAGCUUACCGAGCUGACUAAUCGAUACGGCUUGGACAACCAGUUGCACUUGCAGACGCUCGAUGCAAGCUUCAAUCGGCUGACACGCGUAACGCCGGCUACCAUUCCGAACAGCAUCGAGUUCCUGUUCCUGAACGACAAUCUGAUCGUUCACGUGGAGCCGCACUGUUUCACGCACAAGACGAACCUUACCCGAGUCGAUCUGUACGCAAAUCAGCUGACCAGCCUAGACAUAAAGGCCCUUCGAUUGCAGCCCGUGCCGGAAGAUAAACAGAUUCCGGAGUUUUACAUCGGUGGGAACCCGUUCGUGUGUGAUUGUAACAUUGACUGGUUGCAGAAAAUCAAUCACGUGACGUCACGCCAAUACCCUACGAUCAACGACAUCGAAACCGUGUACUGUAAGCUGAUGUACAAUAGGGAGCGCUCGUACAUUCCACUGAUCGAAGCAGAACCGAAGCAUUUCCUGUGCAGCUACAACACCCAUUGCUUUGCCCUGUGCCAUUGCUGUGAGUUUGACGCGUGCGACUGCGAGAUGACGUGCCCGAACAACUGCGCCUGCUAUCACGAUAACAGCUGGUCAACGAACAUUGUCGAGUGCUCGGCUGCCGGUUAUACGGACAUUCCGAAUAACAUCCCGAUGGAUACGACCGAGGUGUACAUCGAUGGCAACAAUUUGGUCGAAUUGUCCGGCCAUAGUUUCAUCGGGCGGAAAAAUCUGCGUGUUCUGUAUGCUAAUCAUUCCAACAUCGAAGCCAUUUACAACACGACCUUCAUCGGGUUGCGCCGUCUAACGAUUCUGCAUUUGGAGAAUAACGCCAUCCGCAAGCUGUACGGGCACGAGUUUUCCGCACUGGAAAGCCUUCGUGAGCUUUACCUGCAAGGGAACCGUAUUGCCUACAUCGAGGAUCACACGUUUGCCGAGUUGCGUAAGCUGGAAGUGCUUCGGCUAGAUGGCAAUCGUAUCACCAGCUUCGAAGUGUGGCAACUGUCGGCCAAUCCGUAUCUGGUAGAGAUCGCACUGGCCAACAAUCUGUGGACGUGUGAUUGUGGCUUCGUGAACAAGCUGCGUAACUACUUGCAGUCGAACGCGGAUAAGAUAGUGGAUGCGAAUGAAAUCUCGUGCAGUUACAACAACGCGACCAGCAUUCUGCGUGACAAUGGCACCAAAUGCACGUUCCGCGAGGGAAUGUCUUCGAUUGUGCAUCGGCAGGAGAUAGAAGAUAUGUUGCCGCUCCUGCUGGUGGCCACGUGUGCGUUCGUUGGUUUUUUCGGGUUGAUCUUCGGUAUCUUCUGCUAUCGCAAGGAGCUGAAAGUGUGGGUCCAUUCGGGCCUGUGCUACAAGUCGGGAACGUUUGUGAACGAGUACGAUAAGGAUCGGCUGUAUGACGCGUACAUCACGUACUCGCUUCAAGACGAACACUUUGUGAGUCAAAUUUUGACCUCCACGCUCGAGAACGACAUCGGUUUCCGGCUGUGUUUGCACUAUCGGGAUCUGAACGCCAACGCUUAUCUCGCGGACACGAUCGUCGAAGCGGUGGAAAGCUCGAAACGAGCGAUCCUCGUGCUGUCCAAGAGCUUCCUGUACAACGAAUGGACGCGGUUCGAGUUCAAGGGUGCCAUCCACGAGGUGCUGAAGCGUCGCCGGAAGCUCAUCAUCAUCCUGUACGGUGAUCUCCCGCAGCGCGAUCUCGACGCCGACAUGCGGCUGUACCUGCGCACCAACACAUGUAUCGAGUGGGACGACAAGAAGUUCUGGCAGAAGCUGCGCAUUGCGCUGCCGCACGUGAAGAAGAGCAACUGUCUCAACAAACGGUCCGCGAUCAACAUCUACGCCACCGCCGGCAACGACUACAACACGCCGGGUCGUCCAUCGACGCUGGGCCCGGCAGUGGCCAGCACGCGCCUGGAUGGGCCCCAGCACCACAGUUACGCCACGAUCGGUCCUAACUGUCCCAGAAACUGUGAUAAUUACGAUACGGUUAGCAAUUGUAAAUACAACACCACCCAGCACCAGACCCACCACGAGCGGCGGAUGAAUGCAGACUUCGGACGGAAGGCCACCGAAGGCCGCCAGCACGAGUACGCAGUGCCGUCCAACUGUCUGCUGGACACGACGCACGAAACGUACAACACAACGGCAAGCUGCGAGCGCAUUGCCGGCGAAACCUUCGAGUGCACCUCCACGAGCUCGAAGUUCUCUACAUCCUCGCGAGGAUCGGGCAGCGACUCGGGCAGUCACUCGAUCUCCUCCGCACACCACGACUUCCAGGGGCAGAACCGGUCACCGAACGGCUGUCCGCCGAAUCUGUUGUCCACUACCAACUUUUCCUACAACCACCAUCCGCACCAUCACCAUAACGGAAGCAGUCGGAGUAAGCCUGCGACCGGGCCGGACAGCGUCGGCGGCGGAAAAGGUCCUGGCGACAAGAGCGUUCCGGGCACACUCUCCGGGACGGACAGCAGAGGUGGCAACAAUUUUAAUGAUAGAAGACUGCCACAGGCUAUGUGGGCAUAACGAUUACUUAAGAGCAGCAGGUUAGUUAAUUAUUUUUAUCGUUAGAUGUAAGGACGAUCCCAGCCGGAUGGAUCGCGAUUUCGGUCAAACGAGCGCGUGUUGAUCGAGUGUGAGUGAGAAUGUCUGUGAGAUGGAAGAAGAAGAGAAAGCAAGAGAGAGAGAGAGAGAGAGAGAACGGGCGAAAAGACUGCCAGUGUUCGCGGCGACGUUGUUAGAAGGACAAAUCAACCGACUUGUCUCUUUAGGUUGUUAGAUUUUACUUUCGAACGAAUCAUUUCUUCUUCGUUCCCUCUCUUGUUCCCAAGCCUCUGGAAUCUUCCGGGCUGGGAUAACGCACGCACGAAACAUAGUUACUAAUUAGCGAUUAUAGGCCCUCCCGCAGAUAAUAUUCCACUGUAGAUGAUACUCCUUAAAGUAAUGAACCAGGGAUUAAAAAACCAAAAUUCCCAACGCGGGAAACACGUUUCUGUAGCAACCCGCAGCGGACGCGAGAACGAGAUGGAGAGGAGAUUGGGCCACACGUUUGAGGGAGAUGGGGAAAAGAAACCAAAAGAAAGGAUGCCUGCGAGACGCUCACACGCAACUCCUGCAAUUUCGAACGUCGUUGUGUGCGCUUGUUGAGUCCACGCAGUGCCUUCGAGGAGAUCGGAAACCAAGCGCAAAGGGAAACCUAACGAAGGAACGCAUAAAUGCAAUGAAACGAGCGAGUGGGGUUGUUGAGAGAAAUAAAACCCAGUGAAAUAUGGCGGUUUUCCCAAAAGCGACAGGAGGUGACAGGACGGAUGAACGGACCAGGAAUAUUGUCAUAAAAGGAAGAGGCAUAGCAGGACAAGGCAGAAGUAUUCUAGUCAAAGCAGGCAUGAGCUGGGUUCUAAUCGCUUAGAAAAUCAAUCGUUUCUUGUAGAUGAGGCUGCGCAGGGGUUGAGAAUCGUGGCCUAGAACCGGGGCAGCCAGCAAACGGGCACAGCAGCAGGGUCAGCAGCAGCAGAGGGCAUUCUAGGGUCCCUAGAUAGACGAGUUCUAAUCUAAUUUUUCACGCUUCACCAGCAUCGAAAUGGAAGGCUUCGUAAAGAGUUUAGCGGUCGAGAAGACGAAGAAGAAGGCAGAGAAGGACAAGAAGAAGCACCAGGCACAAGGAUUUCAAAAUACCCCCCAUGAAACGGAAAAUUUAAUGUAAAAUUAUUCUCCGCUUCGGUGCUGCGUGACACGCAGGAAACGCGACGCACAUUCAGAUUAAUUACUUCACUGCAAGACAAUGUUCUACAUUGCACGUGUUUUGAGCAUCGGACGAAGCAGUGGGAGAAGCUGAGUAAGCGGUUUUGGGGGUUCUACAGACGCUCACGAUCAUCCUAUCCGUUCCGACCGACUUCAAUCGAUCGAGCUAAAUGGAAUGUUAAUCCUUGUAUUUAAUUUGCUUUUUCCUUGGGCAACAAAUUGAUUAUGCCCGUGUUUAUUGGGGAGUUUGGCAGGGGGAACGCCGUGAAAACAGAGACAAAGCGAGAUUUUCCAGGUUUCCGAGAUUUUGGUGGACUUUCGUGUGCGUGUGUGUGAAUGAGUGAACGAGUGAAUGAAUCACCGCAUCAGCGCAUACGAUGCCGUUUGUUGUGUUUAUGUUUUUCUUUUCUUUCGAUACCUCACACGCGGAAUGAAUGAAUGGGUGGCAAGUGUGCGUUGAACAGUGGUCCGUUGCAACAGCAAAGAGACAAAGCGUUUGUACAUACGAAGAAGCCAGACGAUUAAGAGUGUAGCAUACUAGAAGGGCGAGGAAAAUAAGCAAAGGAAAACCAACGAUCGAACGAACCAGGCUUUGAGGGGCAGAAAUUGAAUAUUUAACAAGCAAUGUACAUAUUUUCGAGGACGCAUCAGACGCAUCCUUCCUUCUUCUUUAGGCAGCAUAAGGUAAGAGAAGAAACAUUUGCAUCUGACGGAAACUUUUUUGGAGACGUAAUGCAGACGCAAACAGUUGCAAGUACUAAACAAACACACACACACACACACAAAUAACAUUUACUAAGUCAGCUCGGAGUGGUAGGAAUAUUCAGAAAUUGAUAGACAAAAUUAUCAUUAAUACUCGCUGAAACAAGUUAUCUCCAACACACAACCAGCUUAAAUAGACGAACCCGAUCGGAUGUACAUAGGAAAGCGAACACACAGCCACACGAAUGCAAACGCAGUCCAUUAUCUCCCAAUGGCACAGGAAUGUACCUAAAGGCGUCAAUCCUUUAUUCACUAGAACCAACAACAAGUAAAAAACGCAUUGUAAUUACACUUCGAUUCUUCUAGAAAGCACUGGUGUGAUGAGGCUGCACUGGGCCUAGAAUUACCAAACCACAACGUUUUCUUUUUCUCCUAAACCGAGACAACACAGAAACUAUACAGAAAGUGAAAUAGAAAGCUAAAACAUUCCGAAAACCAGCGACAUACACACGCGAAGACGGAUAUUUUAUUUACCCAAAGCAUACAAACACCAUCACUCCGAAGCAAAAGUGCAUGCCAUUUACAGCUGGAAGUAAGAAGGAGAUCGAAUGCACCGCCAUCAUUACCAUUGGACAUAGGACACAAGCAAGGGAAAAACUCCGAGAAGAGACAGAGCGAGAGAAUUAUUAAAAGUAAACUUAAACAACGCAUAGUUUCACAACAAAAGUAAGGAAAUAAAAACAAAACUAUAAUUUAUUUAUGAAAAUUGAAA
Molecule: messenger RNA, 9640 nt
Organism: Anopheles stephensi (Asian malaria mosquito)
Lineage: Eukaryota; Metazoa; Arthropoda; Insecta; Diptera; Culicidae
Gene: Toll-6
Product: toll-like receptor 6
Exons: 2
Coding region: 2593-6951 (1452 amino acids)
Biological process (GO): signal transduction
Cellular component (GO): plasma membrane
Molecular function (GO): protein binding
Source: RefSeq, a predicted model, not a curated record